Molecule: messenger RNA, 4939 nt
Organism: Vicugna pacos (alpaca)
Lineage: Eukaryota; Metazoa; Chordata; Mammalia; Artiodactyla; Camelidae
Source: RefSeq, a predicted model, not a curated record
UCUCCCAGCGCCUGCUGAGCUGAGACCACAGACAGCGAGGCAGGCAGGCGGGGCGAGCAUGGCCAGGGCAGCGGCUGCUCUGCUGUCCCUUGUCCUGCAGCUCACAGGCCUGGCACUGGCCCCGGCGACGGGCAGGGGUGGGGCUGUCCCCAGGGAGCCCCCCGGGCUUGCUGACAUCCAUGACUACCAGCCGCAGGCACAGCUCCACAUUCCUUCUCCUGCUGGGGGCCCCUGGGAGCGGCGGCACCCCCUGGAGGAGCGGCUGGGCAGACUGGAGGCUGAGAUGACGGAGCUCAGAGACCAGAACAAAGACCUGCAGGGGAGGGUGAGGCAGCUGGAGUCCUGUGAAUGCCACCCAGCUCCUCCCCAGUGCUGGGGGCUGGGGCGGGCCUGGCCCGAGGGGGCUCACUGGGAGCCAGAUGCCUGCACAUCCUGCAUCUGCCAGGACGGGGUUGCACGCUGUGACCCCAAGCCCGGCCUGCCCUACUGCCGUGGCUGCAGCCACGAUGGUCAGGCCUAUGGCAAUGGGGAGACCUUCUCCAUAGACGCCUGCACCACCUGUCGCUGCCUGGAAGGAGCCAUUACCUGCACUCAGAAGCCAUGCCCCAGAGGACCCUGCCCGGAGCCGGGGGCCUGCUGCCCGCACUGCGAGCCAGGCUGUGAGUAUGAGGGGCAGCUUUAUGAGGAGGGGGCCAACUUCCUGUCCAGUUCCAACCCUUGUCUCCAAUGCUCCUGCCUGAGGAGCCUGGUUCGCUGUGUGCCCGUGGAGUGCCCGCCCAUCCCCUGUCCUGAGCCUGUCCUGAGGCCUGGACAGUGCUGCCCGACCUGCCAAGCCCAAGGCUGCACAGAAGGUGGUUCUUACCAGGAGCAUGGCCAAGAGUGGACCACACCUGGGGACCCCUGUCGGAUCUGCCAGUGCCGGGAGGGCCACAUCCAGUGCCGCCAGCGAGAAUGUGCCAGCCUGUGCCCAUACCCUGCCCGGCCCCUCCCGGGCACCUGCUGCCCCGUGUGCGAUGGCUGUUUCCUAAAUGGGCGGGAGUACCGCAGCGGGGAGCCCGUGGGCUCUGGGGACUCCUGCUCGCACUGCCGUUGUGCUAACGGGAGUGUCCAGUGUGAGCCUGUGCCCUGCCCGCCCACGCCCUGCAGACACCCAGGCAGGAUCCCCGGGGAGUGCUGCCCAGCCUGUGACAGCUGCGAGUACCAGGGACACCAGUAUCAGAGCCAGGAGACCUUCAGCCUCCAAGAGAGGGGCCGCUGUGUCCGCUGCUCCUGCCAGACCGGCGAGGUCUCCUGUGAGGAGCAGGAGUGCCCAGUCGUCCCCUGCACCCUUCCUGACUCUGGCCCUCAGCUCUGCCCAGCCUGCGUGCUUGAUGGAGAGGAGUUUCCUGAGGGGGUCCAGUGGGAGCCUGAUGGUCAGCCCUGCACCGCCUGCUCCUGUCAAGCUGGGGUGCCUGUGUGUGGGGCUUUGCUAUGCUCCCCGGCCCCCUGCGAGCACCCAACCCAGCUUCCUGGUGCCUGCUGCCCCAGCUGUGAGAGCUGCACGUAUCAUGGCCAAAUGUAUGCCAAUGGGCAGAACUUCACAGAUGCAGACAGCCCUUGCCACACCUGCCGCUGUGAGGAUGGGACCGUGACGUGCUCCUUGAUCGACUGCCCUCCCACAACCUGUGCCAGGCCCCAGAGCGGACCCGGCCAGUGCUGCCCCAGGUGCCCAGACUGCAACCUGGAGAAAGAAGUAUUUGUGCAUGGCGAGAGCUUCUCCCACCCCGGAGACCCCUGCCAGGAAUGCCAGUGCCGCGAAGGCCACGCCCACUGCCGACCUCGGGCCUGCCCCAGGGCCUCCUGUGCCCACCCGCUGCCUGGUGUCUGUUGCCAGAACAACUGCAAUGGCUGCGCCUUUGGUGGGAAAGAGUAUCCCAAUGGAGCAGAUUUCCCACCCUCUGACCCCUGCCGCCUGUGUCGCUGUCUGAACGGCAACGUGCAGUGCCUGGCCCGCGCUGCCCACCCGUGCCCUGUCCAGAGCCCACCCUGCUGCCCGGGAGAGUGCUGCCCGCAGUGCCCCGCCACCUUUUCUGAUUGCCCUCGGCCCGGGGGCGAGGUCCCCGCCCGCCACCAGGAGCACUUCUCCCCGCCCGACGACCCCUGCCGCCGCUGCCUCUGUCUGGAUGGCUCCUUGUCCUGCCAGCGGCUGCCCUGCCCGCCCGCGCCCUGCGCCCACCCGCGCCAGGGGCCCUGCUGCCCUUCCUGCGACGGGUGCCUGUACCAGGGGAAGGAGUUCGCCAGCGGGGAUCGCUUCCCUUCACCCACUGCCCCGUGUCACGUCUGCCUCUGCUGGGAGGGCAGCGUUAGCUGCGAGACCAGGGCCUGUGCCCCUGCACGGUGCCCCUUCCCUGCCAGGGGUGACUGCUGUCCUACCUGUGACGGCUGUGAGUACCUAGGGGAGUCCUACCUGAGCAGCCAGGAGUUUCCGGAUCCCCGAGAGCCCUGCAAUCUGUGUACCUGCCUUGGAGGCUUUGUGACCUGCAGCCGCCGGCCCUGUGAGCCUCUGGGCUGCAGCCACCCACUCACCCUGUCUGGGCACUGCUGCCCGACCUGCCAGGGAUGCCUCUAUCAUGGGGUCACUGCUGCCCCUGGAGAGACCCUUCCGGACCCACUUGACCCCACCUGCUCCCUCUGCACCUGCCAGGAAGGUUCCAUGCGCUGCCAGAAGAAGCCGUGUCUUCCAGCUCUCUGCCCUCACCCCUCUCCAGGCCCCUGCUUCUGCCCUGUUUGCCACAACUGCCUCUCCCAGGGCCGGGAGCACCAGGACGGGGAGGAGUUUGAGGGGCCCACAGGCAGCUGUGAGCGGUGUCGCUGUCAGGCCGGCCGGGUCAGCUGUGUGCGCCUGCAGUGCCCGGCCCUGCCCUGCCCGCUCCAGGUCACAGAGCCAGGGAGCUGCUGCCCUCACUGCAGAGGCUGCCUGGUUCAUGGGGAGGAGCAUCCUGACGGCAGUAGCUGGGAGCCUCCCGACAGCCCCUGCUCCUCCUGCACGUGUCACGAGGGUGUCAUCACCUGUGCCCGUGUCCAGUGUGUCACCUCCUGUGCCCAGCCCCUCCAGGGUCCUAGUGACUGCUGCCCUCGAUGUUCUGACUGUGAGCACGAGGGUCGGAAGUAUGAGCCUGGGGAGAGCUUCCAGCCUGGGGCAGACCCCUGUGAAGUGUGCAUCUGUGAGCUGCAACCUGAAGGGCCUCCCAGCCUUCGCUGUCACCGCCAGCAGUGUCCCAGCCUGGUGGGCUGCCCUGUCAGCCAGCUCCUGCCCCCUGGGCCCCAGCGCUGCUGCCCCACCUGUGCCCAGGCGCUGAGUCACUGCACGGAGGGCCUGCUGGGGUCUGAGAUGGCCUCACCAGACCCCUGCUACACCUGCCGGUGCCAGGACCUGACUUGGCUCUGCACUCACCGGGCCUGUCCUGAACUCAGCUGUCCCUUGCUGGAGCGCCAUGCCCUCCCUGGGAGCUGCUGCCCCGUGUGCAGGGAAUGUGUGGUGGAGGCUGAGGGCAGGACAGUGGCAGAUGGAGAGAGCUGGCGGGACCCCAGCAACGCCUGUAUCACUUGCACCUGCCGUCGGGGCCACGUGGAAUGCCGCCUCGAGGAGUGCCAGGCUCUCUCCUGUCCCCACGGCUGGACGAAGGUGCGGGAGGCUGGCAGGUGCUGUGAGAGAUGCCAAGCCCCCGCCGAGUCGUGCGCGCACCAGGGCCGGCAGGUGGCCUCCGGGGAGCGCUGGGCAGUGGACGCCUGCACCAGUUGCUCCUGCGUGGCCGGCACCGUGCUGGCCAAGGACUGUCGUGGGGGGAACUUCAGCGUGCACGUGACCAAUGAUAACCGGGGCCGGAGCGGCGUGGCCUGGACCCAGGAGGUGGCCGUGCUGCUGGGAGACGUAGCCGCGCGGCUGCUGCAGGGCGGGGCGGUCACGGUGGAUGGGAGCCCGGUGGAUCUGCCCUUUCUCCAGGAGCCUCUGCUGUACGUGGAGCUUCGGGGACGCACGGUGAUCCUGCACGCUCAGCCAGGGCUCCAGGUGCUGUGGGAUGGGCAGUCCCAGGUGGAGGUGAGAGUGCCUGGCUCCUACCGGGGCCAGAUUUGUGGGCUCUGUGGCAACUUCAAUGGCUUUGCCCAGGAUGAUCUACGGAACCCUGAAGGGCUGCUCCUGUCUACUGAGGCUGCAUUUGGGAAUAGCUGGCAGGUCCCAGAGGGGUCAGGACCUGGGCGGCCCUGUUCUAAGGGCCGCGAGGUGGAUCCAUGCCGGGCAGCUGGGUACCGUGCCAGGCGUGAGGCCAAUGCCCGGUGUGGGGUGUUGAAGUCCUCCCCGUUCAGUCGCUGCCAUGCUGUGGUGCCACCAGAGCCGUUCUUUGCUGCCUGUGUGUAUGACCUUUGUGCUUGUGGCCCUGGCUCCUCGGGUGACACCUGCCUCUGUGACGCCCUGGAAGCCUAUGCCAGCCACUGUCGCCAGGCUGGAGUGACGCCUGCUUGGCGGGGCCCCACGCUCUGUGUGGUGGGAUGCCCCCUGGACCGUGGCUUCGUGUUUGAUGAAUGUGGCCCACCCUGUCCCCGCACCUGCUUCAACCAGCACAUUCCCCUCAGGGAGCUGGCAGCCCACUGUGUGAGGCCCUGUGUUCCGGGCUGCCAGUGCCCUGCAGGCCUGGUGGAGCAUGAAGCCCACUGUAUCUCACCGGAGGCCUGCCCCCAAGUCCUACUCACUGGGGACCAGCCACCCAGCGCUCUGUUUGGCCCAAGCCGGGAGCCCCAGGGGCCACCCUGAGCCAGGAUGACACUACCAGGACUCCUCAGGCCAGAAGUCUCCCCUUGGCAAGCAGCUCCCACCCUGCCUGGGCACUCAGAGCCCAGGCCCAGGGCCCACAGAGACCCCAGCUGUGUUGAGUUGGAGCAGUAAACUUGGGGCCUCCCCUAA